CCUAAUUGGAAAAAUCUCUUUCCAUUAUUAUCUCGUUGUUUCACUCAUUCAUGUCUGAACCGUUUUUUUUUUAAGCUUUGCUUCUGUCAGUUGGACAAGAAACUCAUCUCUCUCUCUCUCUCUCUCUCUCUCUGAAACCAUAGAAACAAGAAGAAAAAGAAAAAGAAAAGUAUCAAAAUAUUCAAAGAAAAAUCAUGUCUUCCCCAAGCAAACGCAGAGAGAUGGACUUGAUGAAAUUGAUGAUGAGUGACUACAAGGUAGAGAUGAUCAAUGAUGGCAUGCAAGAAUUCUAUGUAGAUUUCAAUGGACCCAGUGAAAGUCCUUAUCAAGGAGGUGUGUGGAGGAUAAGAGUUGAGCUACCAGAUGCUUAUCCAUAUAAAUCUCCCUCCAUAGGCUUUGUUAAUAAGAUCUACCACCCAAAUGUUGAUGAGAUGUCAGGUUCAGUUUGUUUAGAUGUUAUUAAUCAGACCUGGAGCCCCAUGUUUGAUCUAGUAAAUGUUUUUGAAGUAUUCCUACCACAGCUUCUACUGUAUCCCAACCCAUCAGACCCAUUGAAUGGAGAGGCUGCAGCUUUGAUGAUGCGCGACCGAGCUUCUUAUGAACAAAGGGUGAAAGAAUACUGUGAGAAGUAUGCCAAGCCAGAAGACAUUGGGGCUGCCGCAGAAGACAAAUCUAGUGAUGAGGAGCUGAGUGAAGAUGAAUCUGAUUCCGGUGAUGAGCAAGUGGCAGGCAGAGCUGAUCCAUAGGUGUUCAUGACCUGUCCUUUAAUUGUAUCUCCAUCUGUACAUGGUGUUUUAGCUUCUGUUAAUUCAACCCCAACUCCAAAGAAUAGACUUGUUUAUUGGGUCUGGAAAAAGUUCCCUUAGCCUCUGUUAGUUUCCUGUCAUUUGUAAAUAAUGUACCAUAGAUUUCAUGUUGUAAUUUUUUCAUUUGCUUCUUUGUUGUUGGGAUUUCAAUAAAAGCAUGGUAUUUGGUGAUUGUAA
Molecule: messenger RNA, 983 nt
Organism: Quercus robur (English oak)
Lineage: Eukaryota; Viridiplantae; Streptophyta; Magnoliopsida; Fagales; Fagaceae
Product: ubiquitin-conjugating enzyme E2 4-like
Exons: 6
Coding region: 195-746 (183 amino acids)
Biological process (GO): protein polyubiquitination; ubiquitin-dependent protein catabolic process
Cellular component (GO): nucleus
Molecular function (GO): ubiquitin conjugating enzyme activity
Source: RefSeq, a predicted model, not a curated record